This is a messenger RNA of Sodiomyces alkalinus F11, 1185 nucleotides long. RefSeq lists its product as hypothetical. Gene Ontology annotation, cellular component: BLOC-1 complex. The transcript is spliced from 4 exons. Bases 1 to 1185 code for a protein of 394 amino acids. The record is from RefSeq and is a predicted model, not a curated record. Lineage: Eukaryota; Fungi; Ascomycota; Sordariomycetes; Glomerellales; Plectosphaerellaceae. Gene Ontology annotation, biological process: endosomal transport.
AUGGACAUGGACAUAUGGACACGGCAACAGCCACUGCAGGAGGCGGCCCUGUUGAACUCCAAGUGCGGGGCAUCUCGAAGCUACAUGACCAGACCAGACCAGACCACAGGUUACACUUCUGACUCUCUGCCCUUCGUUACCUUACAAGCGGAUCACCUGCUCAUGUAUAUCCGCUCCUACUCCGGUCACUCAAGAUUGGUACACAACAACCCCAAGAAGCUGAGAAAUGGCCCCAAUGCGAUCUUCCGUUCCGCCCUCGAACCCAGCGGCGCAGCUGUUGUCCGCUCCUUCCACCACGACUGCAACAACCCUGACCACAAGCAUGUCGGUAGACAAAAGCACGCCCAUAACCGUAUCCUCGUCCCUAUCUGCCUGUUCCAACCAACCCAGCACCACGAGCCUGUUCUUGGACCCAGCACGCACCACCCGCCCCUCCCCUUCACUUGCAAGCACAUCCGCUGCACCACCGCCACCAACAACAGCCACAACAACCACAACAACCACAACAACAACAACAGCAACAACAACGGCAACAACAGCGACAACAUCAUCAUCCAGCCGCUCCCCGCCGUCGACAUCCCUCCCAUCGUCCGCCCGCACCGCAGGAGACCAAACCCACCACCCUCCAUAAGCAACCUGCUCGACUCGGAGCUGCAGACGCGCGCCAGGACGCUGCACGGCAACGCGGCGGCGAUCACGCGGCAGGAACGCGACGUGGGGCGCGCGACGGCCGCGCUGCGGGUGGAGAACGACAAGCUGGCGCGGUGGUCGGCGGAUGCGGCGCGGCGGGUCAAAGAGCUGGGGAGCGUGCAGAAUUGGGCCGAGGUGUUGGAGAGGGAGUUCCUCGUGUUGGAGGAGACGGUGAGGCUUGUGAAGGAGGGGAGUGCGGAGAGUGGGAGCGAGGGAAGGGGGGGUGAGGAGGAUGAGGAAGAGGGAGAGGAAGGGAGCGAGGCGAGUUGGUGUAGUGGCAGCUGUUGUCGUUCUCGCCGGGGGAGUGGGAGGUUGGGUAAAGGUGGUGACGCUGCUGUGGAUGAGUUGAGGGGCAAGGGGAAGAGGGCGGAACAAGAUGCUGACGGGGAUGUAAGCAUGGGCGAAGGUCGGAGAAAACCUCACAAACCUCCUGUCGACGAUGUGAAGGCCUGUCACGAGUCGGGGCUAUACGACACCAUGCAGGACACGACAUGA